AUGACAAGCGAGGCGAACCAGGUUGACGAGCCGAUCGACGAUCUGGUUGGCGAGAAGAACGAGCGGUUGAGUGGCUGGGCCUACUUAGAGCCCACAAACCCGGGUGCUGCAAUCGAGGUCCGGAACAGGCACGACCACUUAUCAACGCGCUCUAUCUGGAGCAGCCCCCUGGUGCUUAAGCCUCGAAGUGGUAUUCAAACCGGCAGGUUCAUAAUCUGGUUACUUCGCAGGGAACCUUUGGGAAAGGUCUUGGAUGCCCUGGCUGCACACAUGGAGCCGGAUAUGGACAUGUAUUCCUGCUCCAUGGCAAUCGAUCUGAUGGAGGCGUGUUACAAGGUCGCACUGAAGACGCCUGUCGACGAUGUUAGUAACCUUGCCAUUGAGAGGUGCUUGCUUCAGAAACCCCCCUCCAUUCUUUCCCCGGAGAUCGUAUGCGACCUCACGGAUGAGGAGGUACAGCGCAUCGCGGCGGAAAGCAGCAAAUUCGCGGCUUGAGAGGGCGCUGGCGGCUGAGAAACUAGGUGUGUUAGAGAGCGGCAUGGCCGAGUUGAAACGGCUCCAGAUGCAUAGUGCUCCAGUAGGUGACGACAAUCCAGCAGCUUGAUCAUCAGCAUAAAAAACCACAAACUUGAGAACACAGCGAGCUGAUGACUUUGAUAAGAUGACUUAAAAGGUGACAAGUCAACUCAUUGUCAAAGUGCUCUGUUGUUUGAUAUGUAAAAUGCGUG
Messenger RNA from Parathielavia appendiculata, 728 nucleotides. RefSeq lists its product as uncharacterized. Lineage: Eukaryota; Fungi; Ascomycota; Sordariomycetes; Sordariales; Chaetomiaceae. The transcript is spliced from 4 exons. The coding region runs from base 1 to 495 and encodes 164 amino acids. The record is from RefSeq and is a predicted model, not a curated record.